AUGGAGACCGGCGAGACCGGCCCACCCCCACCAUCGGCGUCCGCGGCGACGAGCGUCCCGAUUGGGACAAAGGAGACGCAAGUCCCUAUCGCCGCCGCGACCUACGCCACCGCCGCGAUUCAAAAGACCAAGCAGACUCCCGAGCAGCAGACCCAACAACAACACCGUGCCAAGGCUUUGACCCAAAUGUUCGAAGUCAUGGGUGCUGUACCGGGCAAUCACACCGACCGGUGGUUGCAAGCCACCUUCGCCACCGACGAGUACCCUGUCGCUACCGCUACAUCGCUCAAGUAUUCGGCUCUCAACGCCAAUCAAUCCAUUUGAAACAUCUUCGACUUUGCUCUCGACGUCACUUUGACCGUCCAAGGCACCUCAAAGGCCUCUCCCGCGGACAAGGCCGAUCUGCUCGGUUGCGUCACGAGACUGGUCUCCCCGCAAUCGCCCCUGUGCUUCGAUGCCAAGGUCACCCUUCCCGAGCACCUUGCGGCGUUUGCGCCCCAGAUUAGGGGUAUCCAACACUCGUCUUUCGUCAGGGCCGGUGUGGUCAACCACUGUAUCUCCGUGGGAUUCGUUUCGGCGAAGGCACGUGACUCGGCGCUUACUUGGCACUCUGCAAAGGCUCACUUCGCAAAGGCCCACCACUUCUACCACAACAUGGUCGAGCUGCGUAUCAACGUCGGUGUCGCAGCGGUCCCAUCCAGGGAUGCCAUUGUUGACUCUUUUAAAUCAAUUGUCACCAAAAUCACAGCCAAGGGACACCGUUGCGAGCUGGUACAAGUCUUGCGCGUGAUCCACGUCAAUAACGACUCAGCCUAUGCACACUUGGCCGGCGAGUUUUUGGCCUUUAUCCGCUUCGACAACGACGCCCUUUUCAAAGCCCCUAACAACACGCUGAAGGAGCUCCUACCGUCGAAGGUCUCUCUAGCCACUAGAGGCAACAUGCAUACGGCGGUUCGUCACGACUACGAACGAGAAGCGGCCUGUGCUCGGUGCCACUUUGUGGGGCAUGUGGAGACCUGCGCGCUGGAACAGGAGAGGAGGCAGAAGGAAGCGAACAACAACACCGGAAGGCACAACAAGUACCACAACAACCCAACCAACACCAACAACAACAACAACGACACCACCAACACCAACAACACCGACAACGACACUUCCGAGGUUGUGGCCCCUAGCCGCGCCCUCGGAACCGACCAACUCGAAUCGCGGAACCGAUUUGCGGGGCUCGAGGUCGAAGGAGGACAGAAGGAUGACGUCGAGGAGGAGGAUGCAGGAAAGGAGGGCGAGGAAAAGGAGACGAGGAUUCGGACUCGGAUGGGAACGCCGGAGCGGGCAUCGACAAGGCGGGAGGCGACGACAAGGACAAACAGAACGACAGCUCGGAGGGAAGCGAACAAAGGGAGGACGAAGGAAACGAUGGGGAUGACGUGAUGAAAGAUGGAGCAGAGGAGGAGGACGAAGGGACGGAGACGGAGGUGGAAGAAGAGGUCGAGCAGGAACAAGGGGUACAGGACGACAGCAUCAUGAUCAUCGACGACGACCAAAUGACGAUCACCACGGUUUCCCGCGAGUCGACUCCUUGGAGUCCCUCGUGGCCUCCACUAUCUCCUGAGACGUUGGCAAAGUUGCUGCGCGAGGGUGCGGAGUGGGAUCGAGCUAACGCCGAAGCUGCUGCACGUGUCCAAGCAGAAAAGGAGGCGAUCAUCAACGCCCAACUCGACGCGGAGGAACCGCUCGUUCGCCACCAAUUUGCAGAGUGUGGUCAGGAAGAUGGACAACUACGAUUCAUCAACAUUCGUGGCACCGGCUCCGGGUCGAACAAGAAGAUGAAGAGGUCGCAAACGGUGGCCGAUCUCAGCGAUCCGAGCGACGACCCGGUCGAUAUCAAGCGCGUUCUGAACAGGGUCAAAGGUCGAGCAGGAAAGGAGGUAGCGGGUCAGGGGAAGAGGGUGACGAGGUCGAUGUCGGCGGCGGCGGCGAUGCAGGUCGAGGGGGCCAAGGCGAAAGCGGAGAAGGGUAAAGGGGUGGAGGAGGAGAAGCGCUGGUCCGACCACGAGCCCGAGGAUGACAUUCUCCCCGAAUUCCCACUCUUUGAGGACGACACUACCGCCAAGAGCACGUCUACAUCGUCUAUCCAAUAAUGAUCAAGCACACCAUCACCAGCUGGAACGUGAGGAGGUGCAUGGGGAUCCCGGAAAAGCGACGCAACAUUUACACCUAUUUAUCAACAUUCAAAGCAUCCGCCAUUCUACUACAAGAACACUUCAUCAAACCGGAACUCUGGCAAUGUAUCAAGGACGAGUACGAGGGCAAGGUCUUCAUCAGCAAACACUGUCUGACUCUGAUCCCCGCCGACUCGCCCCUGAUCGAUGCCGAGAUUUUGCGCACCCACUCGGCACUCGACGGACGAAUCCUGGUCACCUCCUUUCGACUUCGAGGCGACAUCCGGAUACUCGAGAUCAACAACAUUUACGCACCAGUCGAUACAAAACAACGACUCACAUUCUUUGACAAACUACAUUUCCACAGGACGCAGAGCACCCACCUUCGACUCCUCGGCGGCGAUCUCAACGACUGCCCGCUGCCGGCGAUCGAUCGGCGGAACCAAGGUCGGCACGGCCAUCACUGGCCGAUCCUGAUCGGCAAGCUCGACUCGCCCUACACCGACUGCAUACGAUUCAAACACCCGCUCACACCAUCUUUCACUCGACCCAACAUUGUCCGCAAGCGACCAAAGUCCUUUUCACGACUUGACUACUUCCUUCUGCAGCGCACCCACCAAAAGCGACUCGUCCAAGCCUCGACGAUCUACGACCACCCCAAGGACCUUUCGGAUCACCAACCGGUCUCAAUCAUCCUAGUUCUCUCGGAUGAGCGAGGAGACGCGGCUCAACCCAACAACAGUUUACCAACGACAUCAAACCAAUUACAUCGUAUCAACGCGGCGACCUUCAAGACGGCGGAGUUCCAGGGGAUGUUGGAAGGAUGGUUGGAAGGAGCGAGUGGGGAGGAACCGGUGGGGGAGCUCUGUGAGGAAUCCACUCUCCGCUCGGCUCAGGACUUAGGCGCGCGGAGCGAACCGGGCGCGGACUUAGGCGCGCGGAGUGAGCCGGGCGCCCCGGCCCAGGACUUAGGCGCGCGAAGCGAGCCUGGGACUUAG
This is a messenger RNA of Microbotryum saponariae, 3160 nucleotides long. NCBI's taxonomy places the organism in Eukaryota, Fungi, Basidiomycota, Microbotryomycetes, Microbotryales, Microbotryaceae. The record is from the annotation of a GenBank genome assembly.